This is a messenger RNA of Larimichthys crocea (large yellow croaker), 919 nucleotides long. RefSeq names its product sperm-tail PG-rich repeat containing 4 (gene stpg4). Lineage: Eukaryota; Metazoa; Chordata; Actinopteri; Sciaenidae. The record is from RefSeq and is a predicted model, not a curated record. Gene Ontology annotation, biological process: epigenetic programing of male pronucleus. Gene Ontology annotation, cellular component: female pronucleus; male pronucleus; germinal vesicle. Gene Ontology annotation, molecular function: chromatin binding; histone binding. The transcript has 8 exons. The coding region runs from base 119 to 805 and encodes 228 amino acids.
UGUUGCGCUUUUGCUCCCAGAGCGAGAUUUUCACUUCAGGUGAUGGUCUUUAGUUCUGCCCUGUUGAGAACAAGUGUGUGUGUGUGUGUGUGUACCUGACAUCACACUCCAGCCUAAUAUGCCACAAGAGGGCGAUGACAAGGUGGACCUGUGUGGCCGGGGGAGUUGGUGGCUGGGAACACUGAAAGACACACCCAACCCAGGUUUCUAUCACAUCCGAGGCUUCAUCGAAGAAGGUGAACUGAAUCCGGUGAGGAAGACCUACGGGUUCAAAGGCAUGGGCAGAAAAGCUCAGACUCUGGGUGUACGUAAGGGGGAUUUGCUUCUACCCGGGGCGUAUGAAUUCACCGACUCCAUCCAGGAAGUCCUGAUGCACCAGGCAUCCUACUCUUUUAAAAACUGUCCACGGCCUGACAUCAUCACCCUCGGCAUCAGGGACAAGCAUAUAAACACUUCACCAUGCGACUACAACGUGACAGCCAAACCGGUGGAGAAGAUUCCCUGCAAGCAUGUGAUGUUUCGGUCGACCGUGCAGCGUAUCAGCUUUCCACCUAAGAACAAAAAGGAAGCUGACCAGUUGAUUGAAGGAGUAGCAUGUAGCAGGGUGUUGGAUUCACUGAUCAAAAACAGAAGGAGGGACCUGCUCCGUGCCACUAUAAUCCACAGACCAGACCAGCGAAAAGCAUCAGUUCCUGCUUCAAAUCCACAUUGCCCCGGCUUCACUAUGAGCGCUCAAAGACCCCGGGACCAGGCGCCUACGAACCUCGCUGGAAGUUGGGCGACCGACUCAAAACAGAGGCCAUAGAUCCAUCGUUUAGCCUCUUCUUCCGCAACACUCUCUAGUCGAUUUAUUUCCCACAAUGCCUUGAUCCCACAAACAUCUCAGACAGAUUACACACGCCUAAUCUAUGAAAUAAAA